Theobroma umbraticum is the source of this 2040-nucleotide messenger RNA. It is a transcript of the gene KOB1, whose product is annotated as elongation defective 1 protein / ELD1 protein. The record is from RefSeq and is a predicted model, not a curated record. NCBI's taxonomy places the organism in Eukaryota, Viridiplantae, Streptophyta, Magnoliopsida, Malvales, Malvaceae. Gene Ontology annotation, biological process: cellulose biosynthetic process; response to abscisic acid.
AGAAAAAGAAAGAAAAUAUUGCAAUAGGACAAAACCGAAAAGGGUCAAACGGCUCUCACUCCCCAUUUUACACUUGAAAACUCCAAAUUCCUUGGUCUCUGCCUCCGACAGUCUCCGCCAUGCCCGCCAACCACCACCACCGCUCCACUUCUCUUCUCUCCUCCACCUCAGCCUCCUCUUCCUCCUCUUCCCAAUCCUUCCUUUCGAAGCUGCUUCUCCUCCUAACAGUCCUCCCUCUCUCUUUAGCUGCCUUAGCCUUCGUUCUCCAGUGGCGCGGAGGCAGUGUGUCCGAUCCCACCGUCGCCACAUCCUCCGCCACUUCUCGAUGGGCCCCACGGGGGUCCCACCACGAGGUCUUCCCUGGCAUGGAGACUUUCUCGUCCCUCUCCCCUAAAUCCCAUUCUUCUACUGAUUGCAUCAAUCUUGGUCGUAGCUCUUCCCCUUCAUUCCCUUACUAUGGAGACUGGAAAUUUGGUUUUGAAGCCAAUUUGAAGCCAAAGAUUUGUGUCACAACAAGUACAUCAGCUGGCUUGGAGCAGAUUUUACCAUGGAUGUUUUAUCAUAAGGUUAUUGGAGUCACAACCUUUUUCCUCUUUGUGGAAGGGCAUGCUGCAUCUCCUAACGUUUCUAGAGUUUUGGAAUCUAUCCCUGGAGUAAAAGUUAUAUACAGAACAAGAGAGCUUGAAGAUCAGCAGGCUAAAAGCCGGAUCUGGAAUGAAACAUGGCUUUCAAGUUUUUUUUACAAGCCAUGCAAUUAUGAACUAUUUGUGAAGCAGUCUCUCAAUAUGGAAAUGGCCAUUGUCAUGGCACGGGAUGCAGGAAUGGACUGGAUACUUCAUCUUGAUACUGAUGAACUGAUACACCCAGCUGGUGCAAGUGAAUAUUCUUUGAGGCAGUUGCUCCUUGAUGUGCCUAGCAAUGUCGAUAUGGUCAUAUUUCCAAAUUAUGAGAGCAGUGUUGAACGAGAUGAUAUCAAGGAUCCUUUUAGUGAGGUAACAAUGUUCAAGAAGAACUAUGACCAUCUUCCGAAGGACACAUAUUUUGGCUUGUAUAAAGAAUCAACUCGCGGUAAUCCAAACUACUUCUUGACUUAUGGAAAUGGGAAAGCUACUGCUCGUAUUCAGGAUCAUCUUCGUCCAAAUGGUGCUCACAGAUGGCAUAAUUAUAUGAAAACCCCAAAUGAAAUCAAAUUGGAGGAGGCUGCUGUUCUACACUACACAUAUGCCAAAUUUUCAGACUUGACAUCUAGACGUGAUCGGUGUGGCUGCAAACCUUUGAAGGAAGAUGUCAAAAGAUGCUUCAUGUUGGAAUUUGAUAGAGCUGCAUUUAUAAUUGCUUCAACUGCAACAGAGGAAGAGAUGCUUAACUGGUAUCGUGAACAUGUUGUAUGGGGUGAAAAAGACCUAAGACUGAAACUCCUGAGAAAGGGGAUUUUAACUCGCAUAUAUGCUCCUAUGGCCAUAAUACAAGGUUUAAGGGAGUCUGGCGUCUUCAGCUCCAUUAUUGCAACUGCCCCCACUACUCUUUCAAGGGACAAGUUUUUAGCAUCCAUUGAUAGUAGUAACUCAUCAAGAGCUGUUCCCUCUGUGUCUUUUGCAUCAAGAAAGAUUGGUAGAAGCACAGAGCAUCAGGCAUCUGCUAGGAAGGUGCUAGAAAUUGAAGCUAGUGCAGAUCAUGAGGCUGCUGUUCCACCAUUGUCUCCUCCCAGUAUGGACAAUGAAAACCUCAUCAGAGAAUGAUGGAGUGACUGGCGUGAGUGCUUCUCUAUUUUCUGCUACUUUGGAUGGUUUGCUUUGAAGGGAUGGAAUCAAGAGACGAGAGAAAGAGCACGAAGGCAGUUACCUUGUUUUGGUGUAUAGUCAGAGAGAUUUUUGCUCUACAACUUGACGUUGAAGCAAGAAAUCUUGUAUUUUAAUUCUCUCUCAUCUGUAGAUACCACAGUAUUGACAUUUGAGGCUGUCAUUAUUUCUUAUUUCAUUAUAUGGAAAUGAAACGGAAGAACUGUCAUAUUUAUGUAUUUCUGAUCUUUUGGACUUGUUA